AUGAUUGACAAGGGCAGUGAUGUGGUCGACAGGAAGAAAACCUACUAUCCAGUAGCAGAUUUGGUAAAAACCUACCCUCCCUUUGUAAACUUCUUUGAAAUGAGCAAAGAAACAAUUAUUAAAUGUGAAAAACAGAAACCCAGAUUUCAUGCUUUUCUUAAGAUAAACCAAGCUAAGCCGGAAUGUGGACGACAAAGCCUUGUUGAACUUCUCAUCCGACCAGUACAGAGGUUACCUAGUGUUGCAUUACUUUUAAAUGAUCUUAAGAAACAUACAGCCGAUGAAAAUCCUGAGAAAAGCACUUUAGAGAAAGCUAUUGGAUCACUAAAAGAAGUAAUGACGCAUAUCAAUGAGGAUAAAAGAAAAACAGAAGCACAAAAGCAAAUUUUUGAUGUUGUUUAUGAAGUAGAUGGAUGCCCGGCUAAUCUUUUAUCUUCCCACCGAAGUUUGGUGCAACGAGUUGAAACUGUUUCUCUAAGUGAGCACCCCUGUGACAGAGGAGAACAAGUUACUCUCUUUCUCUUCAAUGACUGCCUUGAGAUAGCAAGAAAACGCCACAAAGUUAUUGGCACUUUUAGAAGUUCACCUGGCCAUACUCGACCCCCGGCUUCUCUUAAGCAUAUUCAUCUAAUGCCCCUUUCUCAGAUCAAGAAGGUGCUGGAUAUAAGAGAGACAGAAGAUUGCCGUAAUGCUUUUGCCUUGCUUGUGAGGCCACCAACAGAGCAGGAAAACGUGCUGCUCAGUUUCCAGAUGACAUCAGAUGAUCUUCCAAAGGACAGCUGGCUGAAGAUGCUGUGCCGACACGUAGCCAACACCAUUUGUAAAGCAGAUGCGGAAAAUCUCAUGUACACUGCUGACCCAGAAUCCUUUGAAGUAAAUACAAAAGAUAUGGAUAGUACACUGAGUAGAGCAUCUAGAGCAAUAAGAAAGACUUCAAAAAAGGUUACAAGAGCAUUUUCUUUUUCCAAAACUCCGAAACGAGCCCUACGGAUGGCUCUCAUGCCAUCCUAUAACUCAGUGGAGGGCAGAAGCCCUCCCAGCAGCGAGAAGCACACAGUGAGUCGCCUUGCUAGCACAUCAUCACUAGCAGGUAUCCAAUCGCCUUCCCUUAUCAGCCUUCCUUCCUUCUUUGAAAGACGAAGUCAUACUUUAAGUAGAUCGACAACUCAUUUGAUAUAACACUUAA
Octodon degus (degu) is the source of this 1186-nucleotide messenger RNA. RefSeq names its product protein ECT2. Gene Ontology annotation, biological process: mitotic cytokinesis; regulation of cytokinesis, actomyosin contractile ring assembly; activation of GTPase activity. The coding region runs from base 1 to 1179 and encodes 392 amino acids. Gene Ontology annotation, cellular component: cell cortex; nucleus. Lineage: Eukaryota; Metazoa; Chordata; Mammalia; Rodentia; Octodontidae. Gene Ontology annotation, molecular function: guanyl-nucleotide exchange factor activity; GTPase activator activity. The record is from RefSeq and is a predicted model, not a curated record. The transcript has 2 exons.